This is a messenger RNA of Phlebotomus argentipes, 1969 nucleotides long. RefSeq lists its product as uncharacterized. The transcript is spliced from 4 exons. Bases 760 to 1935 code for a protein of 391 amino acids. Gene Ontology annotation, molecular function: Toll binding; growth factor activity. Lineage: Eukaryota; Metazoa; Arthropoda; Insecta; Diptera; Psychodidae. Gene Ontology annotation, cellular component: extracellular region. Gene Ontology annotation, biological process: central nervous system formation; innate immune response; regulation of Toll signaling pathway. The record is from RefSeq and is a predicted model, not a curated record.
AUUGGCGUGCAAAAGACGAUAAUUAAACAUCUGCCAUUUCACAAGCGGUUUCUUUUGUAAGGGAGAAUCCCAGAAGAGUUUGGUAAAAUCAUCGGAGAAAUCCGCAAUCGAAAGAGAAAUAGCGGAAAAAAAAAUCAUUUUCCAACUACUUAUUGAGAAUUCUUUCAAAGUGUUUUCAGUAAGAUAUCAGCGUGAAAGUAAUUUCUGAUCGAAUCCUUUGACUUCUCAAAGUGACUUUCUAUUCACUUAUGUAACCGAUCAAGAUAAUAGGUCAUUCAGAUUUGUUCUCGGCUUGUUAAAUUCAAGCAUAUACUGUUUCAGCAUGAUUUUUAAAACCGUCCAAGAAGUGCUGGAAGUAGAAGAGUUAGCAUUUUGUAACCACUGUCGAGGUUUCUGAUAUUCUUUGCAUUACUAAUUCAAGAAUUCGUGCAUAUUUUCGUGGCUUCUUUCAUCGCCGGAAGAACUAAAAAAAAAUAACCAGACGAAACAGCUGAAGAGAAUAGAAAUUUCUCUGACCUUUCCCAAAGCGAGAAAGCACACGGUUUCCUCACUAUGCCACGCAAUUCUCCGGGCGAUGAUAUCACGGAAGUGUUUGCUUGUGACAGUUUUCAGUAAGGCACCAGCGAGGCUCCGUGCUGAAAAAAUAUACCGUAUAUUUCACAUUUUUCUGACACCAUUCGAGCACCCAUCUUUUCACCUCAUUUCCAUGCGCGCGACAUUCCUGCCGUGUCAUUGACUUCCAAUUGUUGUCGAUUCGCAAUGACGGCAUGUUUUGGGCCUCCGCAGGUCGCCAUGUGCCUCUUGGCUGUGCGGAGAGUGCUGGCGCAGGCGCCGCAGCCCGAGGAGGGCGAUGAGCCUCCGCCAGAGGGCUACUAUGCAUUCGUAGAGGCGCCAUCGGCUGUGCCGCCCCGAGUGCGUCCGCCACCCUACACGCACGUCAACGUGGACUGCAAGGACUUUGUGAACAGCAAACCCUACGUCUCGGUGCACAACAUCUGUGGGGAUCUCAACAAGGGACAAAUCCCCAGGAAUCCCAUGCGGCAGAACAUCCUCGGCGAGCCAUAUCCGUUUGAAUUGAUCCGGAAUCAGACGCUGAAAUUCCUUUCGAAGACACUCCCAGUUCUCAAGGCGGAUGACACACUUCCCAAGGUGACUCAAGUCUUUCCAGAUGAGAUUGUUGAGACCAUCGAUAACAAUGCAAUCGGGCGUCGAAUGGCGCGCAUGAAGCGGGAAACCUCGUCCAAGGGUGGCAAGAAUGAUGACAUCCGUGCUGGCAGGAAGUUCUGUGACGGCGGCGGAAUCUUCUGCACUCUCUAUCGUGCUCUUCAGGGCGAUCCGAUCGUCUCGCAAGUGGCUGAGCGACGAGAGGAGAGCGGAGGAGCAGCUGCGCCUCGCUAUGAAGGUCCUCCGACGCCCUGUCCUGCCAAAGUUGAGUACGCCACACCCGUGUUCGCCAAGAACUACCAAGGCUCCUGGCGCUACGUCGUGCAGAUUCCCUACGAGGGCUACUUCACGCAGACCGUGGAGGUGACCAGAUGCCUACAGGCGCGCUGCCACUACCUGGACGGCGGCUGCUUGUCCUCCCCGCGUUGGGUGAGCCUCCUCGUGGCGGAGAUAUUCUAUCCCAACAACGAUGACUACUCCAGCACCACGACGUCCACAACGGCGCCGUCGGUGCAGGACUUCCAGGCGUAUCAGCAGUACCUACAGAAGCGCGCUGGCCUCUCCUCCGCCACGGACGGCUCAAACUUCGACUCCACCGGAGCGUCAGGCAGCGAUUCCGGGAAACUGCCUCACUGCGAUGGCCACGACGAAAUCGGGUGCUUCCAAGUGCGCCUGUACUACGACUGGUUCCUCAUCCCAGGCUCGUGCAAGUGCUGGCGCCCAGACUACUUCGCCAAAUACGUGCGGAGGAAACCCACAACGGAUCUCUAGAGGCGGCCUCGAGACUCCCGCACUCCCACUAAUC